UGAGCGGCGUGGAUAGUAGAGGAACUAUCCCGCUGGCCUAGCUCCUCCCCCUUGCGUCGUAACCCCUCCCCCUUACGGAAAAGGUCCCUUAGCCCACUUGAUUCUAGCAUCUACCGUGGGGAGUGGUCAAGCCGGCUCAAGGUAGCCCUAUUUCUGCCACUAUGCAGGACGCUUUUGGCUGUGCUGUGGAAAACAGAUUUUUCAAUCUCCUGGAUGAUGAUUCUGACCCCUUGGAUAUCUUGCAUCGGGCAUCAGUUGAGGCCCGUCACCGUAAAAAGAAAGAGGAGGUAGCAGCUGCCAAAAAAGCUGGUAACCAAAAAAGCAACAAGCGAGAACCUCAGAAAGACAGGAAGUUAUUAAUUGAGAGUAGCACAGAUGUCCCAGGCCAAAAACUUGCUCCAAAACAGUCCUUGCACAAAGUGAUUCAGAAUGAGAAUAAUGGUGCACAAGUGAAAACUGAAAGAGCUCAGCGUAGAACAGCUUUCAGAGAGUUCCGUCCAAAUGUCGAAAAACCUUUGGAUUACAGCAUUGACAAUUUUGAGAAAGAGAAACUGGUCAGAAAUUGGGUUGCAAACCAAAGAGGAGGAGUACGAGGAAGAGGUGGUUUUUCAAGAAACACUGAUUAUGAAAACCAAAGAGGGAAGCGAGAGUUUGAAAGGCACAGUGGUAACGAUCGUACUAGAAUAAAAGCUGAAGACAAGAGGGGUGGAAGUGGAUCUCAUAACUGGGGAUCAAUUAAAGAUGCUUUCAGGUUUCGGGUGCUGCAUGUUAACAAAGAUCUCUUUCAUAGUGAGGCUGAGGCAGCCCCUGUGGAGAACGUGGUUGGUGAGUCUAUUGACGUGACUGAGGAAGUACAAGAGGUGAAAAUUCCAGAAGAAAAUGCUGAAGAUCUCACCAGAGAAAUGUCAUUAGAUGAAUGGAAAUCUAUGCAGGACCUAAACAGACCUAAAGCUGAAUUAAAGAUCCGCAAGCCAGAAUGUGCAGUGCCUUCCAAAGCUGUGGUGAUCCAUAAAUCUAAGUUUACAAAUAAUCUAAAGGAUUAUGAAGAAGACUGCCAGUAUGGCUUGCGCAAACCGGUCAAUGAUAUAACCUUUCAGUUGGAUAUUAACUUUGGAAGCCUUCCCCGACCAGGCCGUGGGGGUAGAGGUGGAGGUGGAGGUCGUGGACGUGUACGAAGAGAAGAGGCUUUUGUGCAUGAAAUGAUUGAUGUGCAUGAAUUUAUUCUGAAUCCAGAUGAUCCUGAAGACUUCCCAGCUCUGAGUUAAAUGGACCUUCUUCAAAUGUUCUGCAUCUUCUAAUGGCACUGUUCCCACCAGAAGGGAGUGAGUUCAUGAAUGUGGGGAGAGGCAUUUUUCUGUACGAAACAAAUACUUUUUUUAAACUACAGUAUUGGCAUGUUUUGUACACGAGGGAUAUAUCUGCUUUGAAUCUGAAUGGUACUUGUACUGUAUAAUCCUGGAGAUUUAAACCUUUUAGGAUUAUAUAGGUAACAGUUUUUUACUCCAUUUUUCUUAAUUGUGGUGAUAAAAUGUGUGCGUAUAACUGUUGUAUGCAAGAUAGAGGAGAUACUGUUUUGUAUUAAUACUUGUAGAUAUAAUCUCUAGGUAUUGAAGUAUUGCUGCUUUCCCUACUUCAGUGUGAAUUAGCUUUUUAUGCCAUUAUAUUGUUGUGUUGACAUGUUUGAAAAAAAAUAAACUCAUUGUGCAGAA
Molecule: messenger RNA, 1709 nt
Organism: Pseudophryne corroboree (corroboree frog)
Lineage: Eukaryota; Metazoa; Chordata; Amphibia; Anura; Myobatrachidae
Gene: HABP4
Product: hyaluronan binding protein 4
Exons: 9
Coding region: 162-1265 (367 amino acids)
Biological process (GO): positive regulation of RNA splicing; positive regulation of translational initiation
Cellular component (GO): nucleus; cytoplasm
Molecular function (GO): RNA binding
Source: RefSeq, a predicted model, not a curated record